AUGCCUUCCAUCUCCAAUGCUGGUGGAUCUCUCACCAGCGCCCUGGCCCUCACCCUGCUGGCAUGGGCGGUGCGAUGGUGGAGGGAGGAGGCCAGCAAGAGCAAGGCCGCCGCUCAGAGCGCCAAGGCUGGGUCGCCGCGCGUGCUGUCGCGCUUUCACUCCGGCAUCUCCCUUGCGGCCCUCAAGCUGCUGGUCGAGACCGGGGCGUGCCCGCACCUGAUCUUUGAUGUGAGGCAGGAUCCAAGCCGCCCCCUCCCGCCGGAGCUGAAGGGCGCCCUGUGCAUCCCAGCCGGAGAGGUGGAGGAGGUCCUUUCCCAUCCCAAACGCUGGGCCGAGACCUUUGGCGCGACACGGCGGCCCCCCCCCUCCGACAUCCUGGUGUUCCUCGGGUCCACAGCCGGCGAGCAGGAAGAGGGCGCGGCCGGGGCCAGGGCCGCCGGGUAUGACCGCACCCUUGCCCUGGCCGGCACGCUCGCGAAGAUCGAGGAGGCGGAGGCCCAGCCGCCGCAAGACCUCGCCUUCCUGCGUGCUGACGCGCUGGGCCUGCUCCUGAUGGGGGAGGGGGCCCGUCAGGCCUUCCCGUGCCCGGUCACAGUCAUUGACGUCAGGAGGUGGGAGGAGCGCCUCCUCUUCGGCAGCAUCCGGACCAGCCAGGCCCUGCCAGUGGAAGAGCUGCCGAGUGCUCUGAACCUGUCGCCAGGAGAGUUUGAGGAGCUGUACAGGUUCCCGAAGCCAAGUCAGCACGACUUGGUAGUGGUCGCAAGCAGGAGCCACGCCCGAGCGGCUUGGGCGGCCACCCUGGCAGCUGACGCUGGCUACACGCAGUGGCUGGUUCUACAGUCGGGCCACAACGGCUGGCGCUUUGACGCGAACGUAAAGCCGUACCAUAACUAUGCCGCGGGGGAGGCGCCGCCGGAGCCGGAAGACGUGGCCACAGAGCUUCCGGAUCGAGACGAGGGCCUGGCUGAGCUGGCGGCGCUGGGUCUGCUGUGA
Molecule: messenger RNA, 993 nt
Organism: Auxenochlorella protothecoides
Lineage: Eukaryota; Viridiplantae; Chlorophyta; Trebouxiophyceae; Chlorellales; Chlorellaceae
Product: Heat shock protein 67B2
Exons: 5
Coding region: 1-993 (330 amino acids)
Cellular component (GO): mitochondrion
Molecular function (GO): thiosulfate-cyanide sulfurtransferase activity
Source: RefSeq, a predicted model, not a curated record